AUGGACCAUCUUCGCAAAGAUGAAGCGCACUGGGACGACGUGGCCGGCGUGUGGCAGCGGGUGAGCCUCGAGGUGCCCACGGGCACCACGACCGACGUGGCCUCUGCCGUGUGGUGGAUUCAAUCCGGGCGUAGCGCCACCCCAGGCCCGCGCCUGUUCGCCGACAUUCGCAUCCCUCACCGCCCCCCGGCCCAGGCCGCUGGUGGCCGCGGGUCCAGCGUGUCCAUUCCUGACAUUCUUCGUCAGCGCGCCUCGGCUGGCGUGCUCGAGUGCGUCCCGCUGGACCCGGCCGCGCCCUUGCCGCCCACCACCGCCACACCGCCCACGCCCGUCGCGCGCUGCACCUGGCACUGCCACUUGGACUAUCAUCCGCCGAGUGAUGAUCCAGACACGGGGUUGGCUGGAUUUGUGGACCAGCUCACCAUGAUCGAAACGGGCGUCUACUCGGAUUACCGCGAGAUCUGGAUUCGGCGCGACGAAGGCCACGAGCAGGUGACGAUGGAGCUCAUCGAAGAGCGCCCACCCUCCACUCCCGCCCACCCGGAACCUGCGGCGAGACCCAGGCGCGGGGUGUGGGUGGUGAGCGGGCGGUACUUUGCGCAGGUGGUGGACCGGUACGUGCGGGAGGAGGGCAGCAUCGGCCAUCGCAUCUCCACCACCCCGAGCCCCUCCCUCGGCGACCUCCUCGGCCACACCUGGAACCUGCCCGAGCACCAGCAGCGCUCCGCCGCCCUCCUCUUCGUCAGCUGCUUCGGUGUCAUCGAGAACGAUGGCGACGGGGAGGUGUGGUGGGUGCACAAGUCGACGGAUCCGGCGCUCGAGGGCACGGUGCUGUUCGCCACCGGUGGCGCAGCGACGCGUCGUUUGGAGCCCAUCAUCAUCAUCGCGUCGGAGCCGAGCCACUCCCGCCGAUCGGCGGCCACACGACUGCGGGAGACGCUGCCGGACGGGACCACCCGGCUGUGGGCCAUCCACGCCAACACGUUCCAGCGCGACCUCUUCCCCGCCUCCGCCGCUGCCGCCCCUCAUGGCGCAGCCCACGCGGCCCGCCUGUGA
Messenger RNA from Acanthamoeba castellanii str. Neff, 1056 nucleotides. RefSeq lists its product as uncharacterized. The record is from RefSeq and is a predicted model, not a curated record. The transcript is spliced from 5 exons. NCBI's taxonomy places the organism in Eukaryota, Discosea, Longamoebia, Acanthamoebidae. Bases 1 to 1056 code for a protein of 351 amino acids.